GGCAGCUUCCCGGCAGCCCAGCAGCAUCUUCUGCACCAAGAGACAGAGAGACACCAUCGGGGCUCUUCCCCCAAAUCCUGCUGACAAGGAGGAAGAAAUGAGGGACACCGUGAAUUCCCAGUAUGGUUCCUUCCUUUACUGGCGAAUGCCCAUUCCUGAACUGGAUGUCUCCGAACUGGAGUGUCUGGGACUGGCCGACCUGGCCCUCUUCAAGCCCAAACGGGGCUACGGCAGCUUGGUGUCCGAGCAGAAGACCCCGAGGCCCAGUCUGGGGGGCCCGGAAGAGGCAGAGAGCGCCCUGCUCCCGUUCAGCAGUUUUAACUUCUGGAGACCCCCCAUCGCCAGCAUCAACCCGGGAGAUUUUGACCUCAUCUGAAGCCCAGCCGUGGGAUGGAAGCCACUAAUUUUUUUUAUUACACCCCCACCCCCCACUGCAGUCUUCCCCGUGGGGUUUUCUCCCUCCCCUCCAAACUCCUCUGUGGUUCCUCUGUGCCGUGUUUGCGCUUUCCCGAGCUGAUGCUUCUGAAUCCUUUGCCAUAAAACAAAACUGACUGUU
Protobothrops mucrosquamatus (brown spotted pit viper) is the source of this 556-nucleotide messenger RNA. RefSeq names its product MLLT11 transcription factor 7 cofactor (gene MLLT11). Gene Ontology annotation, biological process: positive regulation of mitochondrial depolarization; positive regulation of release of cytochrome c from mitochondria; positive regulation of DNA-templated transcription. The transcript is spliced from 2 exons. Lineage: Eukaryota; Metazoa; Chordata; Lepidosauria; Squamata; Viperidae. Gene Ontology annotation, cellular component: cytosol; nucleoplasm. The coding region runs from base 98 to 376 and encodes 92 amino acids. The record is from RefSeq and is a predicted model, not a curated record.